Messenger RNA from Trachemys scripta elegans, 834 nucleotides. Its product is annotated as testis-specific serine/threonine-protein kinase 6-like. Gene Ontology annotation, biological process: protein phosphorylation; microtubule cytoskeleton organization; intracellular signal transduction. The transcript has a single exon. The coding region runs from base 1 to 834 and encodes 277 amino acids. Gene Ontology annotation, cellular component: cytoplasm. NCBI's taxonomy places the organism in Eukaryota, Metazoa, Chordata, Testudines, Emydidae. The record is from RefSeq and is a predicted model, not a curated record. Gene Ontology annotation, molecular function: ATP binding; tau-protein kinase activity; protein serine/threonine kinase activity.
AUGUCAAGAACCUCCGGAGGAGACAAACUGCUUAACGAGCUUGGCUACAAGCUAGGCCAGACCCUGGGUGAGGGCAGUUAUUCCAAGGUGAGGGUGGCCACCUCAGCCAAGUACAAGGGCCCGCUAGCUAUCAAGGUAGUUGAUCGGCGCCGGGCACCCCCCGACUUUGUACACAAGUUUCUACCACGGGAGCUCUCCAUCCUGAGGGUGAUCCGGCACCCCAAUAUCGUGCGGGUCUUUGAGUUCAUCGAGGUCUGCAAUGGGAAACUCUACAUUGUGAUGGAAGCAGCGUCCACUGAUCUGCUCCAGCUGGUGCAGCGGCUGGGGAAACUACCUUGUGUCCCCGAGGCCCGGGACAUCUUUGGACAGAUCGUGGGUGCUGUGCGCUAUCUUCAUGACCGGAACCUGGUGCACCGGGACCUCAAGUGUGAGAACGUCUUGCUCACCUCUGAUGGCCGCCGGGCAAAGCUCACUGACUUUGGCUUUGGCAAGGAGGCAUGUGGCUACCCAGACCUGAGCACUACCUACUGCGGAUCAGCUGCCUAUGCCUCCCCCGAGGUGCUGCUGGGCAUUCCCUACGACGCCAAGAAGUACGACAUAUGGAGCUUGGGCGUGGUGCUCUAUGUGAUGGUGACUGGCUGCAUGCCCUUUGACGACACCCACAUCCACAGCAUGCCCCGCCGCCAGAAGAAGGGGGUCCUCUACCCUGAUGGUCUUCCUCCUCUGCCUGAGCCCUGCAAAACCCUCAUCGCCCAGCUGCUCCAGUUCAGCCCAGCCUCCCGGCCUGGGGUGGGACAGGUGGCCAAGAACUGCUGGCUUAAAGGGGAUAUCUAA